UAUAAGUAUGUUUAGAGUGUUGUCUUAUAAUUUUACGCGUACUUUAUUUUUCCGUGUACCUAAGAAAAAAAGUGAUUUGUGAAACAAACGUACUAAUGACAAUUCAAGACAUGGAUAUCUGUUUAAAUGUGACGGCGGGUCCAGUUGUAACAACGAAAAAGAAUGCACUGAGAAGAACUAAGUCUUCCAAAACCUCAAUUAAAAGGUUAAAAAAUCAGUCUUUUCAUAAAGAUGCAGUACUAAACAGCAAGGAAUCAAGAAAAACCACGGAUACGCAAGAAACAGGAUUCAAGAAAAGAAUAAAACAGAAGUCAUUAUCAGCUAUUUUUGCUAAAAAGUUGAAAGAAACAAACUCUGCCUUUCAAAACAUACAGCAGCCUCAAAUUUCAUCUCGAGAUAAAGAUCUAAUAGCGAAAAGUGCAAAGCUAAAACAAAUUGAACCGAUUAAUGCAAUAAGCAAGAAAGAUGUGUCUGGUAAGAUUCCUUUUACUUUGAACUUGGAUUCCAUAAAUGAAUUAACUACAUCUUUUACGAAUGCAACAAAUGAACAUGUUGGUAGAAAAGCGUUGGUGAAAAGGAAAGAUAAUUCAAAGGUUGAAAAUAAACUAAACACUACAGUUUCGAGUCAAUUAAAAAGUCAGAGUGAAUCAGAUUUAUUAAAUACGACUAAAAAACAUAACAUUUCUAAAAAUAAUUUUAAAGUAGACAAGAUAUGUAAAGUAAAUAAUAAAUCAGCAGUUUUAAAAUCUGAUAAGAUUCCUUCUACUGCAAACUCUGAUUCUACAAAUGAAUCAACUGUAUGUUUUACAAAGACAACAGAAAAACACGUUGAUAGAACACUGUUAGCAAAAAAGAGAGAUGAUUUAAAAAGUGAAUCGAAGAGAUCACUUUCUGAUAUAUUUUCAAAUCAAUUAAAAAAUCAAAAUGAAUCAAAUGCUCCAAAUGUAACUCAAAAAUAUGAUGUUUCUAAAGAUAAUUUUAAAUCAGAUAAAAAAUAUAAAGUAACUAGAGAAUCUCCUGCUUUAAGAAACACAAAGGAGACAGAUAUUUUGGACAAAAAGAAAGAAAAAAGAUGUAAAAAGAAAAUUGUAAAUAACAACAAAGAAUCAGAUGAAAUUCCAAAAUUAAUACACAGAAAACUUUUCUCUCUAUUUCGUAAUAAUCCUGAUGUACCAACCAUAGGUCAGCGAUUUGUAAAACCUGUAAAUGAACCAGUUUUUACAGAGAUCACUUUUGCUGAUCUUAAUAUUCAUCCAUAUAUGAUAUCAAAUUUAGAGCAAAAUAUGUGUAUAACUAAAAUGACAACCGUUCAACAAAAAGCGAUUCCUCAAAUCUUCUUAAAUAAGGAUGUUUUAAUAAGAUCUCAGACAGGAUCUGGAAAAACAUUAGCGUAUGCUUUACCCAUUGUUGAACUGUUACACAAAAUUAGACCAGAACUAAAUAGAAAUAGUGGUUUAUUGGCUCUUGUAGUUGUUCCAACAAGAGAAUUGGCCUUGCAAACGUACGAGUGCUUUAUAAAACUGGUUAAACCUUUUACUUGGAUCGUACCAGGUUACAUAGUUGGCGGAGAAAAGAGAAAAGCGGAAAAAGCUCGGUUACGUAAAGGAUGUAAUAUAUUAAUAUCUACUCCUGGUAGAUUAUUAGAUCAUAUAAAGCACACAAAAGCGUUGAGAUUAAAUAACGUUAAAUAUUUCGUGUUAGAUGAAGCUGACAGAAUGCUUGAUAUGGGAUACGAAAUGGAUAUUUCUGGGAUAGUAAGUGCUUUGGAAGUAUCAUGCUCUGAUGAUGAAAAAGGAUACGACGCUAUGAAAAUAUUUAAACAAAAUAAUAGUAAGAAGAUAUUUACAGAUGAGAAAAUUGAAGAAACUUUAAAAGAAGAUGAUGUGAAGUCCAAAACAGAAGAAAGUAAUAUUGAUAAAAGUGAUAGUGAUCGUGCCGCUAGUAUCGUUUCAUCAAAAAAGAUGAAAAAAGAUACAAAACAUUCUAGUAUAAAUAAAAAAUCUAAUUCGAUAGUGAAAAAUAUUCAAAACAUCGAGGAAGAUAAUAAAAAUCGUUGGAAAAGACAAACAAUUUUAUUAUCUGCGACUUUGACCCAAGCUGUUGAAAAAUUGGCGGGUCUUACGAUGCACGAUCCGAUCUUUGUUGAUGCGGCUAAAAAGAAUUUAGAGAUGAGCGGGGGAGAUACUAGCACGAUUAACGAAGACCUAAUAGUUCCGCAAAGUGUGAUUCAAAGUUACAUAGUCACUCCGCCUAAAUUAAGAAUGGUCACUUUAAGUGCUUACAUCGCCGGGAGAUGUCAGACUCCUGGACAGCAUAAAAUACUAAUUUUUAUGGCCACACAAGAUAUGGUAGAUUAUCAUACCGAAAUUUUGUCUUCUAUUCUUACAAAACCAAUAGACGAUAAUGACGAAGACUCUGAUUCACUGGUUGAUGUAGAAUUCUUUAAAUUACACGGUAAUAUGACACAGAAAGAAAGGACAGAAGUCUUCAAAACUUUCAGUCAAGCAAAAAGUGGAGUACUGCUGUGCACAGAUGUUGCAGCUCGAGGAUUAGAUAUGCCGAAUGUUGAUUGCGUUGUUCAGUAUACUGGUCCAAUUUCGGCUAGAGACUACGUUCAUCGAAUCGGUAGAACCGCGCGUGCAGGUUGCUCCGGCACGGCGACAAUCUUCCUAACGCCCUCGGAAAUCGAAUUCGUGCGGAUGCUCGAGUCGAGGCGCAUCAGAAUCAAACAGCAGGACAUGAACGAUGUCUUGGAUAAGCUAUUGGGGCCUCUUUCCAAGCAUAACUCCGUGCGGGGAGCCGCUGUCGCCCUCCAAAACGAUUUCGAAGAUUUAGUACUGGAGAAUCGGAAACUUGGUGCAAAAGCAUGUAAAGCCUACGUCUCCUGGGUGCGUUUCUAUUCAAGUUAUCCGCGCGAUAUGCGCGAGGUAUUCGAUCGAAAGGAGCUUCAUUUGGGUCACUAUGCCAAGAGUUUCGCGUUGAGGGCUCCGCCGCAACAAAUCGGCGGAAUCGGCAAGAAGCUACGCGAAAAAGAAAUCUCGAAACCCAGGCACAACAACCGUCUAUCGUACAAGCCAUCUGAUGGGGUGCCGCAAAAGAAGCAGAGGACCGGACACGGCGACGAGAAAAGAGCGGGGUUGUUGAAGAGAGUCAGAAUGCUUAACACCUCCGAAUACGAUAGCGGUCUCGAACCCCUGAAGAAGCCAAAGAAGUGAUCCCCCGUGCUUCGUCGCAAUUGUACAUUAACUCGAUUGUAUAUGUUGUAAACAGGAACAGCGAUUUCACAUCUGUAAUUCACUCUCUGUGAAC
Messenger RNA from Cyphomyrmex costatus, 3309 nucleotides. RefSeq names its product probable ATP-dependent RNA helicase DDX31. The transcript has 9 exons. Gene Ontology annotation, molecular function: ATP binding; nucleic acid binding; RNA helicase activity. The record is from RefSeq and is a predicted model, not a curated record. The coding region runs from base 96 to 3215 and encodes 1039 amino acids. NCBI's taxonomy places the organism in Eukaryota, Metazoa, Arthropoda, Insecta, Hymenoptera, Formicidae.